This is a messenger RNA of Ostreococcus tauri, 3000 nucleotides long. Its product is annotated as P-loop containing nucleoside triphosphate hydrolase. The record is from RefSeq and is a predicted model, not a curated record. Lineage: Eukaryota; Viridiplantae; Chlorophyta; Mamiellophyceae; Mamiellales; Bathycoccaceae. Gene Ontology annotation, biological process: mismatch repair. The transcript has a single exon. The coding region runs from base 1 to 3000 and encodes 999 amino acids. Gene Ontology annotation, molecular function: ATP-dependent DNA damage sensor activity; ATP binding; mismatched DNA binding.
AUGACGCGCUCGGCGUCGAACGCGUCGACGUCCGCGGCGGUGGCGCGUCGUUCGCGAUGCCGCCCUGGAAGGACCCGUCGAGGGCGUCGAGCGACGACGCGAGCGGGCGAAGAAGACGAAGACGCUCGGGAGGAAACGUCGCGCGCACCCGCGUUCGGGCCGUCGAGCGUCGACGCGCGACGCGUGCGCGCAGAGUUGCUCGCGCGAUCGACGACGCAGAGUGGAUGGGACGAUGCGAGAGGGUUUUUAGCCAAGCGCGCGUCCACGGCGCUCGGGAAGGCGGCGUGCGAGACGCUCGAGCCGGAGGAGACGGCGCGCGCGGCGGAGCGUGCGCUGGACGAGACGGCGGCGGCGAUGGCGAUGGAGAGCGGCUUCGGGGUGUCCUUGGACUUUGGUGGCAUGCUCACGGCGGAGGUGAGGCGGGCGUUCUAUAAGACGCGACAAGGGUCGCCUCUGGGAGGGGACGAGCUCGCGGCGACGGCGGCAUUUUUGGAGAGCGCGAAACGCUUGAAGUCAUCCAUAGAGGGUGUCACGGUGAGCGGUGAGCUUCCACCGGCGCUGCAGCCACUACGUAGGAUCGUGAGAGACAUGUUGACCCACGGUGAGCUCGCGGAGACGAUUCGAGGGGCGGUGGACGAGACGGGGGAGUUUCGGGACAAUGCCAGCCCAGAGCUCCGGCGCGCUCGUUCGCAAAAAGGUGCGGCAGAAGGGAAGCUGAAGAAGGCAGUGCAGGGCAAGGGAACGCCGACGGUGCACCAAGGUCGUAUGGUGCUCGCCGUUGCGGCGCCGCCACCGCCGGAAGCGCUCGUCGUUGGCACUCUGAUGGGAGGCGCCAUGGUGCUCAUCGAGCCACCGGGCAUCGUGACGUUGAACAGAGAGUUGGCUCAAGCUGUAGACGCAGAAAAGAGCGCCAUAGACGCCAUCAAGCGCGAGCUCUCCAAUCAAAUCACGGUCGUCGUCGAUGAGUUGUUAGAGUGCAUGGACACGGUUGUGAAGUUGGAUGUCAUCGCGGCAAAGUGUCGGUACAGUCAGGCGCUCAACGGCGUUCGACCUGAGUUCUCAGCCUUCACCGAUGACAUGGAUGAGAUGGUGGACGAAAACGAAGAUGUAGAUGAGGCUAGGGUGGCUGUCGAAAUGACUUCCGAGCGAUCGUCACUACUACUGGAGCUUGUCGGAUUGAGGCAGCCAGUGCUGGCUUCACAGGCGUUCGAAGCAGCGGCGGCGAGACGACAAGCCGCCGCUGAAGCCACGUCGUCGAAUGGUCGAGCUACGCAGCCUAGCGGUUACAAAAUCGCCAGCAAAGGCGAUAUCAUGGCCGCCGCGGCGAGGGACGAUGACUUUGAUUACGACGAUGACUUUGCAGAGGACGAAGAGGAUACUGACGGCACGCCAAAACUCAGAGGGCCCGUUCCGGUUGAUAUUUUUGCUUCAAAGCGAACGAAAGUCGUAGUCAUUACCGGCCCGAACACCGGGGGUAAGACCGCAGCGAUGAAAGCCGUUGGACUCGUGGCGAUCAUGGCGAAGUCGGGUAUUUUCAUCCCUGCCGAGCGCGCUGUCGUUCCAUUCUUUGAUAAAGUCCUCGUCGACAUCGGCGAUGAUCAGAGUCUAUUGACGAGUCUCAGUACAUUCAGCGGUCGACUGACCCGCGCGCAAGCGAUUCUUGAGCAAUGCACGCCCGAAUCACUCGUACUCAUGGACGAAGUCGGCACGGGGACGUCACCGGCCGAGGGUGCGGCAAUAGGUUAUGCACUCCUCAAGGCACUCGCCGGCAUCGUUCCUGGUCAGCUCGGCGCAUGCCUGACAUUUGCAACGACGCAUCACGGACAGCUCAAGGCGCUCAAGUACGAACAUGAGGAGUUCGAAAAUGCCGCAGUAGAGUUCGAUGAGGCGGACCUGCGACCGACGUAUAAGUUAUUGUGGGGCGUUCCUGGGCGCUCGAGCGCGCUUCAAAUUGCGACGAGAUUCAAUCUGAGUGUAGACGUCAUCGAAGAGGCUCGGGAAGUUCUCGGUGAAGGACUCGUGAGCUUGGAUGACACGAUAUCUAAGCUUGAAACUGCGCGUCGUGACGCAGAUGCUGAUAUCGCGACGGCCAUUCGUUUAUUGGAUGAAAUCGACGCGACGUUGCCGAAGGUUGAUGAGGCGGUGAACUACAUUCAUUCGGCGCGCGAGUCGGCGGCGUAUGCUCAGGCGAGCACCGUGAUGGCGUUGAUGCGCGAAUCAAAGGCAAGGAUAGCAGAAGCUCAGAGAAAGGAAAAGCAGCAGAACGCUGCAGCGCCGUCUCAAAUAGCGGCCGCAGCGUCCGGUGAGACAGAUCGAGAGCGCAUCGCGCGAUUGGCGAGAGAAACCGCGGAACAAGCGAAAGCGGAACAGGAAGCCUUGUUGGCGAAUUGGGUCCCGUCUCCCGGCGAAGAGAUCAAAAUUAUCUCGACUGGUAUGAGCGGAAAGGUUGUAUCUAUCGAUGGGUCGACUAUCAUCGUUCAGGUCGGACUUAUGCAAGUAAAGGCAAAUCUGGACGACGUAUCACAGCAAUACGUGGCAAGCGCAGCUGCGCCAAAGAUGAGGAUAAAAAAGGUUCCCGGAGCAUCUCAGGCGGCGAGAAGAGUGGACGCCCUAAUUGCCACGUCCGCUCGAGUCAAUAAGCCGAAGCCCGUGACCACCCCUAAGAGCGCCUUCAGCGACUUUGAGCUCUCAGAUGAUGACAUGCGCGCGACGGUCGGUGAUAUUGUCGUCGUGAAGAAGUCAGGAUUCCGAGGAAAAGUCAUCGAUGAUGAAGAUGGCUUGCUCACGGUCCAGGCCGGUCCCCAGCGCGUGUUGGCGCCGACACAUACUGUCGAUAUCGUCGGGACGACGACGAGCAAAAAGACGGUGUCAAAGAAGAAGAAGGGUAAGCAAAGCUUCAAUCUUCCGAGCGCGACGAACCCAGAGCAGGCAGCCAAAUCGUCGUCCUCAUCGUCCGAUAAUCUCGCCGCUUUACAGGCAAAGUUUGGAAAGAAAAAAUAA